CUUUUCUUUGGUAGGUGAAGGACAAUAUUUAGUGUUGUUAGGCCUUUAUGAAUCACGCAUGCGCUGUAGAAUAGAAGAAAAUUUCAGUAUGGCGGAGUAGGAUUUCUUAAAAUUUGAAGAAAUUGACAAAUCAAGAUGGCACAUGAGAUACAUUUAAAGAACAACAAAUACCGGCAGUGGGUUAAGGCUGGCCUAGGCUUGGGUUAUCUUAAAGAGGGACUUGCGCCAUUUUGUGAUGACAUAGGAAGACAGCAGCACAACUAUAUUAUAAACCAAAUACAACAAACAAAGACUCCUCAACCAAAUGUACCGUGUGGAGUCUGUCAGAUAACAACUCUCCAGCCAGACCAUGUUCGAGUCUCAAAAGGGAUAUGUCCCCUCAAGCAAGAUAAAUGUAACUGUUGCUUUCCAAAUAAUAAGACACCAUGUCCAAACAAUGUAUGUGGUGCCAUCUAUGACAGCAUUAUACAGAAUCAUGCAUCAACACCACCGGCACCUUUUUGGAAAAACAGUGAUGUACAACAGUGGUCAACAGACCCGUGGAGUAUUAGUAAAUGUUUUAUUAAUGCUCCUGGGUACAAGGACAAACCAUCAGCAGUCGAUACCGACUGCACGGGGUUGCUUCAUGUUAUCAUAAAUAACACAUAUUUUCAUAGUCAUAUUGGAUGCAAUAUUACAGGACCAAACAAUCUUUUUUCAAAGGUAAAUACAUUUGUACCAGGAAUGUCCGUAAAGUUCAUAUACUUCUUCAUCUUUUUGAAAAAGGCGACAUAUAGGGGUUACUUUUGUCAGUGGUGUCAGCGUCGGCCUUGGUGUCUGCGGCAGCGUCAGCCCCUAAGGCUUGUCUGGAGCAUAACUCAGUCACUAUAAGUCGGAUUUACUCCAAACUUGGUAAGCAUGCUUCUUUCAAUGACUCAAAGUGCAGUGCA
Messenger RNA from Ruditapes philippinarum (Manila clam), 929 nucleotides. RefSeq lists its product as uncharacterized. The transcript has 2 exons. The coding region runs from base 136 to 870 and encodes 244 amino acids. NCBI's taxonomy places the organism in Eukaryota, Metazoa, Mollusca, Bivalvia, Venerida, Veneridae. The record is from RefSeq and is a predicted model, not a curated record.